CCUCAAUCUGUCGUUUACAUUUGGCCCAAUUCACUUUCGCAUAUCCUCUUCUACUCGCUCUGCAGACUCGUCAUCAGAAGACAUCAAUUCCUGCAAACGCUAUCCUCAAGAUCUCGCUCGCAUCCAUACUCGAACUUCAUCAGUCAAUACAGCAGCCACCAUAGCUUCCAAGCAGCUCAAUCGUCUCUCUCACCAUUUACGCAGCCUAUCGGGCACUACAGCUUCCACACCUUACACAUCACCCACCCGAAACACCAGCAACGGCUGGUUUCGACGAAGCAUGGCCACCACCGCCAACCCUAACAGCCCGCCCACGAGCGAAGCACCAUGGAAGAAGCUGUUCCACUCACACUUAAGCAAGAUGGACUCACCAGAGUUUGUCUUUAGCAGUCUCACACCCUCCACUCGCUCCGAAUCCCGCGAUGGCAAGACACCAGUCCCUUACGUCCCACGAGCCCGCUUCUGCAUCUUCCGUGCUUUCUGGGCCGAGCUCCCAGACAACAAACACAACACCGCAGAGAAGAACGAUAGAGUCUAUGAAUCCGAUCUUCCAUGCUUCACCACCGAUGUUCGAAUGCAAAAGCUUUUUGAGAUCUUCGCAUCGAGUGCGGGGAAGGCGGACGAUGAGAGCUUGGUGCAGGGAAGUGGUGGUGGGGGUCCUUGUGAGGCGGUGUGGUGGGUUAAGCUGCCAGAUGAGGGUAUUAUGAUGCAGUGGAGAAUCAAGGGAGAGGCAUAUGUGGUUGCGAGUCAGGAUAUUGAUACCGUGGGAGAGGAGCAGACGAGUGGGGUGAAAACUGUGAAGAGUGAGUUGGGGAGGAGAAUGAGGGUCGUCAAGGAGGAUGGCGUGGAGGGAUGGAGUUGGGCGAAGGAGAUCAGAGGACAUUUUGGAAAUAUGAGUCCUGGUAUGAGAGGCAGCUUUCAGAACCCGCCACCAGGUCAGCAGGUCGAUAAGCCAUACGAUGAGAAGAAGCACCAAAUCGGUGAAAAAGUCGAAGACCUGGACCACCCAGUUGCGAGAGAGAACUUUCGUGUUGUGGUGAUUAAGCCAGAGGAAGUGGAGAGUGUUGAUCUGAGUGAUCCAAAGAAGGGAAGGCGAGAGGUUUACAAGUUUAACCACCAAGAUGGCACGUGGUCACAUGAGACGUGUUGGCCAUGAUAGUUGCAAGUUGCAGUGCAUCGCAUUUACUUGGCAAUUUUUCGUAUUGAAGCUCACAGUGGGUGCUUGAGGCCGAGCAAGAUGAGAUAUAGAGACGACCAGAUGUACAGA
Cercospora beticola is the source of this 1267-nucleotide messenger RNA. RefSeq lists its product as uncharacterized. Gene Ontology annotation, molecular function: FMN binding. NCBI's taxonomy places the organism in Eukaryota, Fungi, Ascomycota, Dothideomycetes, Mycosphaerellales, Mycosphaerellaceae. The record is from RefSeq and is a predicted model, not a curated record.